Molecule: messenger RNA, 1445 nt
Organism: Sabethes cyaneus
Lineage: Eukaryota; Metazoa; Arthropoda; Insecta; Diptera; Culicidae
Product: prisilkin-39-like
Exons: 5
Coding region: 602-1237 (211 amino acids)
Source: RefSeq, a predicted model, not a curated record
CACUUUCGGGCCUUCAAAAGUCUAACAAAUAGUAACUAUAAAAUCAUUGUUUCUUCGCGAUUGUCGGUUAUUCCUCCGCGACGUCUCGAGUCAGCAACAAGAUUUAUAACAGAAAAGUGCGAUCAUAUCCGCGAAUUUUGAAGCUCGAAAUCGCGUUUUUUUAUUUACGCUCACUGCUAAUCGCGGAUGUUCUUUUUUGCACGCGCCAUCGUUCCAUCGUUGUUGGCGGUCAUCCGUGCGGGGUGAGAAAAUUACUAAGCUACCUCAUCUGAUUGUUGCAUACAAUUGGGUGGGUUUUUUUUUUAUUCUGCUGCGCACCAAACCGAACCCAGACGGAGGUCAGCCAAGCGAAAACCAAGUUCCUAAGACAGGCCUGUGCUGGUAUAAGCACCGUGGUGCCGCCGCCAGAGGGUUUUGUGAAUUUUUCAGAAGCUUGAAGUGCAAAAGAGUGGCGGAAAAAUCAACUUUUGCGGAGUGGUGCGCAAUAGUUAAGCUGUGACUGAGACAGACUGUGCAGUCGGCGUAUCGUAAAUCGAAGAUUUUUUUGCAGUCAAGUGACAUCAGUCGAGCUUAACAGCUUCCGGUAGUUAAGAGCGGUACCAUGGAACGAGUGUACAAAAUGCUGUUGCUAGUGGUUGCAUUUUGCUGCAGCAUGAUCCAGUGCCAACUAUUUCCGGAAAAGCAAUCGGAUACUGUCGGUAGCCAGGUCCGGCUGUUUCAACCGGUGCAAGCGGACAGUCCCCAAUUGGCUGCAACGGCUGGUCGUGGGGAAAAUGUGAAUGCCCGCCCGCCCGAUGGAGGGCGGUCUCUGAGGAGCAACUACUAUCCUGGAGCAUCCAGCGAACGAUUUUUCGAUUUGGGAUUGUUUGGAAAGCCGUACUACGGCAAUCGGCCCUACUACCCAUCGGGAGGAUAUUACCCGCAGGGCGGUUAUUACCCACAACAGGGAGGAUUCUAUCCGCAGGGCGGUUACCCCGGUUACUAUCCGGGAUCAAAUUCGAUUCCAGCCACUCCCUAUGGCGGCGGUUACGGUGGCUAUGGGGGAGGCUAUGGAGGUUACAGUGGAUACGGCGGCUACGGUGGCUAUGGAGGUAAUGGCGGCUUGCAGUCCUAUUUGGGCUACAAUGGUGGCAAUUACUUCGGUAGCCGCAAUCUGGGCUUUGGAUAUUAUUCGGGCACCAACCCGGUCGGCAUAACAAGCUCAAGCCUGGUCAGCGGUUACCGAGGAUACAACUGAAACGAACCAUUCAUCCGUCUGUUUGUUGAUUUGUUUGUUCGUUCAUUUGUGGAGUUUGAAUGGCUUGAGCCACUGUGUACAUUUGUGCAACUGUAAAAGUCCUGCUUUUCAUGUGGUGCUUAAUUGUGAUAAAUUUCAACUAGUUACUAACGACUUAUAUCCUCCUAGUGACAUACUUGAGUGAACCAAAGUUGAAUUAAAUAUAUCU